UUUCGCCGCUAGAGGCGCUCUAAAAAUUUAAAAUUUUUGUUCCCUCCUUUUAGCUGUUAGAGGCGCUGUAGUCGAGGUUAAUGUGCUUUACGUGGUCGGUAAGGCUAAAUUCUAACUCGUGAUGUAUCUGAAUGUUCUGAAUGACAACACAGAAGAGACAAAUGGAUAAAAAUAAUAAUAAUCUUGUGUAGCAAAAGCAUUUACUGGGAAACAAGUUUAUUCAGACCCGUAACGAAUUAUUAAUUUAUUGUAGUGAAUUGAAUAAUUAUUUAUGAUUUAUAUUGAAUAAGUAAGUAAAUAGAAUAAAAAAUGUUUAUCGUCGGCCUGACUGGUGGAAUAGCCACUGGCAAAAGUACUGUUUGUGAAAUAUUCCGUGAACAUGGAAUUCCUGUGGUGGAUGCUGAUGUUGCAGCUCGUCGAGUUGUGGAACCUGGUAAAACGGCCUGGUCGAAAAUAAGAAAAGAAUUCGGUGACGAAGUAUUUGAUGAUGAUGGCUAUCUUGAUCGGAGUAAACUCGGUGAUUUAAUUUUUAAUGACAUUGAAAAAAGACGGAAAUUAAAUGCAAUAACUCAUCCUGAAAUUUAUAAAGAAUUGUGGUGGGAAACGUUAGAUUAUUUCUUUCAAGGAUAUCCAUAUAUUGUUAUGGAUUUACCGCUGCUAUUUGAGACUGGAAAAAUGCAAAAUUAUUUGUAUAAAAUAAUUGUCGUUACUUGUGAAGAAGACCAACAGCUUGAACGUUUAAUGAAACGAUCAGAUAUUGAUGAAGCAAAAUCUAAACAACGAAUAACUUCACAAAUGCCUCUGGAAAAAAAAAUUGAGCAAGCUAAUUUUGUAAUUGAUAACUCUGGUAGCCGGGAAGAAACAAAAAAGCAAACAAUUAAAAUAAUAAAUCUUCUGAAUAGUUAUAAGCAGCACUGGCGAAUCCGCUUUACACUUGGUGUUUUCUGUGUUGUAUUAGUGGGAGGAAUUUACUGCCUGGCAACCAAAUUCCUCAUUGAUGGCUCUACUCAGUGACAUAAUUGUAAAAAAUAGUUACACAUUUAUCAAUUCCAUUAGCAAUAUUCGUUGAUUAAGUUUUUUUUAUUCAAUUAUUUUAAAAACAAAAAAACUCAAAU
This is a messenger RNA of Cotesia glomerata, 1115 nucleotides long. RefSeq names its product dephospho-CoA kinase domain-containing protein (gene Dpck). Gene Ontology annotation, biological process: coenzyme A biosynthetic process. The record is from RefSeq and is a predicted model, not a curated record. Gene Ontology annotation, molecular function: dephospho-CoA kinase activity; ATP binding. NCBI's taxonomy places the organism in Eukaryota, Metazoa, Arthropoda, Insecta, Hymenoptera, Braconidae. The transcript is spliced from 3 exons. The coding region runs from base 310 to 1014 and encodes 234 amino acids.